AUGGUCAAAACAUAUUUUCCUUGGUCAUUUGUCAAAGACAGCUGGUACAAACAGUACCAUCCUUAUGGCGAAGAAAUCAUUCAGCGCAUUCGACCCGUCCUAGAGGCCACGCAAUUAUUCGAACCCGAACUGCCCGAGAAUGCUUUUUAUACUGGCCAAAACUCUAAUGGUGUUGUAUCUGUCUACAUUACCGCUGAAGCGUUAGAGAAAGUACGACAAGAAUUAGAAAACGUUACCAGAGAAAUCCUUUUACCCUUUCCAGACCCAAUUUCAGAACAGCCUGAACCCGUAGAUUUAGAAGUCCAAGAACUCACAUCCACUGUAGCCCUUCUCCGUCUCUCAAAACGUGUCAAGAAGAUCAAUAAGCGCAACGAACGGAUGAAGCAGGCUGAGGAGGAACUAAAGAUGUCGAAAGAGCUCAUUGAAAAAAAGAAGAAUGUAUUUUGCAGUAUCGAUAUUGAGGCAUGGGAAAGGGAUCAAUCGCUCUUGCUUGAGAUAGGAUGGAGUAUGUAUGAUUCCAAGACCGAUCUGUACAUGGACCAACAUUACCUUAUCAACACGUACAAGCAUUUGAAGAAUGGCAACUUUGUAGAAGAUAAUAAACUUCGGUUUCAAUUUGGGACUUCAGUUUGGAGUACCCUUCCUCAAGCACUUAACGAACUCAAAAAGGAUCUAGACUGGGCUGUGGAACGAGAUGGCGAGGUUAUCUUGGUUGGACAUGGAUUUGAAAGUGAUUUAAAAUAUUUAUCAAAACACAAGUUCAGAUGGCCAGGUACUCGCCCUGGAGAGAACGACUCUGAAGAUGUGCACAAAAGUGCUGUUACGUGGAUUUUAAAUACAGACACUCUUUAUGCUGCUUCUAUCCAUGAUCUGCACAACCCACCGUCUCUUGGAAAAACACUGAAACUGUUCGAUAUCGAUACCUGGUGCCUACAUAAUGCAGGAAAUGAUGCUCAUUAUACAUUACAACUAUUCUUGGCCUUGGUCAGUAAGGAGAAUGAGGAAAGACUUCGAAAGUUGAAAGAGGAAAAGGAACAAGGAACACCCACUGGAUGA
Phycomyces blakesleeanus NRRL 1555(-) is the source of this 1056-nucleotide messenger RNA. RefSeq lists its product as hypothetical. Gene Ontology annotation, cellular component: nucleus. The record is from RefSeq and is a predicted model, not a curated record. Bases 1 to 1056 code for a protein of 351 amino acids. The transcript has a single exon. Lineage: Eukaryota; Fungi; Mucoromycota; Mucoromycetes; Mucorales; Phycomycetaceae. Gene Ontology annotation, molecular function: nucleic acid binding.